Messenger RNA from Perca fluviatilis (European perch), 1588 nucleotides. RefSeq names its product complexin 4a (gene cplx4a). The coding region runs from base 196 to 675 and encodes 159 amino acids. Gene Ontology annotation, molecular function: syntaxin binding. Gene Ontology annotation, cellular component: terminal bouton; SNARE complex. The record is from RefSeq and is a predicted model, not a curated record. The transcript has 3 exons. NCBI's taxonomy places the organism in Eukaryota, Metazoa, Chordata, Actinopteri, Perciformes, Percidae. Gene Ontology annotation, biological process: neurotransmitter transport; synaptic vesicle exocytosis; regulation of neurotransmitter secretion.
UGUGUUUGUGUCUGUUGCUUGUCGUCAGUGUGUCCUUGGCUGCAUAGACCAGCAGCAGGUUAGCUAGAGAGCUACCACUGGAUUUGACAGCUAUAGGAAGCCGAACCGGAGGGCGCCAUAAGAGGAGCAGCAUCAUUUUCACCUACAAAAGAUUUUGUCACCCUUGCAGAGUGAACAGUCACACAACAACUUAAGAUGGCUUUCUUGAUCAAGAGCAUGAUUGGGAACCCCCUGUCAGGGAUCGGUCUGGGUGGUGGAGGUGACAAAGAAGAGGAGGCCGCCCCCACAGAUCCAGCCAAAGCAGCAGGGAUGACACGCGAGGAGUAUGAAGAGUACCAAAAACAGGUGGUGGAGGAGAAGAUGGAAAGAGAUGCAGAUUUCUUACACAAGAAGGCAGAGAGGGCAACACUCAGGGUGUGCCUCAGAGAAAAAUACAGGCUGCCAAAGAGCGAGCAGGAUGAGAACAUGAUUGAGAUAGCCGGGGACGACGUGGACGUGCCCGAGGAGCUGCUCAAGAUGGUGGAUGAGGACGCCACGGAGGAGGAGGGCAAGGACUCCAUCAUGGGCCAGUUUCAAAACUUGCAGAACAUGGACAUGGACCAGCUGAAGGAGAAGGCCUCGGCCACCGUCACCGAGCUGAAGAGCAAAGCAGAGGAGAAGUGCUCCGUCAUGUGAACAGCCAGAGGGGGGUCGUCUGUAUUUGAAUGAUGGAAAAGAAAAAGAGAAAGAGAAGAACACAAGAAAAUGAAUAUCUGGGAAUCUGCAGACUGAGCUGUGUUAAUAAGUCUGGGAUUCAGUUACAACCGCCUACAAAGUAUUCAAUUUUGUUAUAAGUACUAAAAAGGCAAAUCAUCUCUGCAAUAAAAAAAAGGUGUGUUAUCAUUACUGCUACAAUUCUGCAUCUAGGUUUCCCUGUUAGCUUGUAAGUGAAUGGGUAAUAAUUUACAACUUAUCGCAAUAACCGCAAAAUACUUUAAACUACAACCACUGUGCCCCAUCUCUCCCCUAUAACCUUUUUAGAUUUAGAUAUAAAUUAUGUAGAAAAGUGCUUUUUCCAGCCAGGUAUUCCUUUUCACAUCAUUCACAGGCCACAAUGCAUUUCAAAAUGAUGAUGAUUUGUGAUAUAAUGUUCACCUUUUUCUCUGUUUGUUGUAAAAUGAGAGUUAAGCUAAUUCCAUGACUCGCUUAUAAAAACAAAAUCAUUUAAGUUAAAAAUUCAAACCUGUGUGAAUGUUUCUGCUUUCCUUUUGGUUUGUUGGUUAUUCUAGAUUUUUUUGUAUGUGGUGUUUGAAUUAAUUAUGACAUUUAGAUUUUUUUUUCUUUCGGUGUUAUUACAAAACAGACCAUUUUCAAACGUCUUGACAUGUUGAUUUAUUUUGAAUUUCUCCACAUACACAUUUGAAUUGUAAUAAAAGCUGUCCAGCCUGAAACAUUUGCUGACAUUUGCAGAUUUGCACAGAUCAUAACUUUAAAAUACUGAAUGAUUAAUUCCAUACAAAUGAAAACAAUGUAGCCUGCAUAAAUACAGAUGAAACACAUGGAGGUACUUGUAAAUGUAUUGUUCAAAUAAAGAUGUAUAUUGAAUACA